AUGGAUCGAGCCCAAGGUCAACUUGCCUUUGACGAAUUCGGAAGACCUUUUAUAAUAUUCAGAGAUCAAGAGAAGAAGAAAAGAUUGACUGGAAUAGAGGCACACAAGUCUCACAUACUUGCGGCGAAAUCAGUGGCCAACACUCUGCGCACAUCCUUAGGACCUAAGGGACUAGAUAAAUUACUAGUGAGUCCUGAUGGCGAUAUCACUGUGACCAAUGACGGCCGAACGAUUUUGGACAAAAUGGACGUGGAACAUGAAAUUGCGAAACUCCUAGUGCAGCUUAGUCAAUCUCAGGAUGAUGAAAUCGGCGAUGGAACUACAGGGGUUGUUGUCCUUGCAGGUGCACUGCUGGAACAAGCGGAACAACUUUUGGACCGUGGUCUGCACCCUAUUCGUAUCGCAGAUGGUUUCGAACUGGCAGCCCAAAAAUGCUUGGAAGUCCUAAACGAAAUUAGCGACCACUUCGAGUUUUCGGAGAUGGAUAAGGAACCGUUAAUUAAAACUGCAAUGACCGCCUUGGGAUCAAAGAUUGUUAACCGUUGUCAACGUCAGUUUGCAGAGAUUGCUGUGGAUGCCAUCUUAGCUGUCGCGGACUUAGAACGUCGAGAUGUGGACUUUGAAUUGAUCAAGGUAGAAGGAAAAGUCGGUGGUCGUCUUGAGGAUUCAUUGAUCGUUAAAGGCGUCAUCAUAGACAAGGACUUUUCCCACCCUCAAAUGCCUCGGAGUGUCAAAGAUGCCCGUCUGGCCAUUCUGACAUUCAUCUGCGUAUGGCUCCCCCAUUGCCUUUGUCCUUCUAGAGGAGUAUCUACAAAUUCGUGGUUCUGGUCGUAUACUGGGGUAAAGUUAAUUUUUACGAUUGUGACGUCUUCUGUUUCNGGUUUGUUGCGCUUUGUACGUUCAAAUUGCAAAACGAUACUGAGAGAUUGGAUUCUCAUUAUUCGCGCUCUGAAACGAAAUGACCGGGAAUCGGUUAUGGUAAAUCACUUCCUGCUUACGUAG
Molecule: messenger RNA, 1002 nt
Organism: Echinostoma caproni
Lineage: Eukaryota; Metazoa; Platyhelminthes; Trematoda; Plagiorchiida; Echinostomatidae
Source: the annotation of a GenBank genome assembly